ACGGUCGUCUCCUAGUCCUCCUUUUGCCUUAUUAGCCGUGCUAGCUAAUGGUAGCUAAGUUAGCAAACUUGAUGUUAUGAUGCUAAAGUCAGGUGUUGAUGACAUGAGCAGUCAGUUGCCAGGAGAGCAUUACAGGAGGUAUCUGCCACCAUGUUAAAUGAACGACAGACGGAUUUUAUUGUUAUUAACCGUGCAAUAUCUAUAACUCUUACAUCCACUAUUACAUGAAUACCAGCUUUGUUGUCAUUGUGUUUAGCUGUAUGUUUCUUUUAUCUGUACCCAUAAUUUUCCAUUAAAGCUGGUUCAUAGUCAUGGUUGUGCACUUGUAUGGUCAUCUCUAUAACAUACAGACAGGCUGCUCCUCAGCUCUCAUCAGUUAAUCUCUACAUUUAGUGUUUCUGUAAUGCAAAAAAAUGACAAAGUGAUAUUCUUGCAUGUCGGUCUAUCAUGUGUCUGAUUUCAUUUCUCAUCUUUUUUUAUGUCCUUUCUCUUCAGACAUGGAGGCAGACAGUGUGAGCAUAUGGCCACGCAUGGAGCCCUUCUUAGUGGGUGCCCUGCAGGUGGCUCCCUUCUCCAAGCUCAGCUUGCACUAUCUGCGCAAGAUGGCGAUCUACGUGCGAACGCGGGACGGCUGCUUCCCCGCUUUGGGCUGGCCCAUGUGGAGGCAUAUCGCCUGUGGAAAACUACAGCUUCCAGAAGACCUAGCGUGGCUCUAUUUCGAGACCUUUGACCUGCUUAUAGGCCACACUCCAGAGGAGAGGUUGGAGUGGGCAGAGUGUCUUUCCCAGUGCUCUUCCAAAAGCGAGCUGGAUCAACAAAGGAACAAGCUGUCUGUGGACACACUGCAGUUCCUCCUCUUCCUCUUCAUCCAGCAGGUGAACCGCGUGUCUCUGCGCACCUCUCUGAUCGGUGAAGAGUGGCCCAGUCAUCGCACCUGCUCCCCCUCUCCAUCAGACCGAGAGGCCAAGACCAGCUCUCAGAACAAGAACUGGGAUGAUCAGGCUCACCUAUCAUUUGUGAAAAGCCAUCUAGCUGAGAUUCUGGAGCUGCUGGUGGAGCCUGGCCAGCUGUCACAGUCUGGACAGGCCCUCAGAGAUUGCCAGAUAUCCCUGGAGGCUGUGCGGAGCCUGGGUCUGCUCCUGGAGGGCUCGGUCGGCCACGGCAGAGCGGUUCAGCCCGUCCACAGGCUGCUGACCAAAGGUCCGCUCCAGACACAAGCCGGCUACUCCCCGAUCAGCCACUCCUUCGGCCUGCACAAGUUCCUCUCGUGUCUCCAGCAGAGCCUCACACUCAACCCCUUUGGGAUGACCGCCUGCCUGUGCUCAGGCAAGAAACUAGCCUGGGCUCAACAAGUGGAGGGAUCCAUGAAGAGAGCCAAGAUAGCCCGAAACACCCACACGGCUCCUCCUGGCAGUAAGAUGGUGCUGAUGUCGCAAGUCUUCAAACAGACGCUGGCGAAAACCUCAGACAAGCUGACCGGUGCCAACAUCAAAAUCCACCGAUGCUCGGAGGCCUUCAUUUACCUUCUCUCACCUCUCAGAUCAGUCAGUAUGGACAAAUGCCGUGACUGCACGGUGGUCCUGGGUCCUGUUGAGACCAGCGUCCACAUCCACAGCUGCCAGAACCUGCGGGUGGUGUGUGUGGCCGGCAGGAUUGCUGUCGGAGUCUCGUCGCAUUGCACCAUCCACGCCUUGACGCCCACCCGCCCCUUGCUCCUCCCGGGAAACACAGACAUUACACUGGGGCCUUUCCACGCGUUCUACCCCUCCCUGGAGGAUCACAUGGCCAGCGUGGGGCUGGCUGUAGUCCCCAAUGCCUGGGAUCAGCCCUUGCUUCUGGGGAACGAGGGCCUCGUCAACACGUCGUCCAACCCGGACCCCGCCUGCUACCGCCUGCUGCCCCCGGCUGAGUUCCACACGCUGGUUGUGCCUUUCCAGACGGAGGGCGACACGUGUGAGGUGCCGGGGGGACUGCCUCCUCCGUAUCAGGCAGCACUCGAUGAAAAGCAGAGGAGGAUUCAGAACUGGCAGAAGACUGUGAUGGCGGCCCGGCUGAACAAGGAGCAGAAGCGGCAGUUCCAGGAGUUGGUGGAGGUCAAGUUCCACGAGUGGCUUCUGGAGACGGGGCACAGGCAGGAACUCGACAGCCUCAUCCCACCCACGAUGGCCUCUUUGAAGGACUCCAGUGGGCCUGAAACAGAGACGCCCCGAGUUAACGAUACCAAACACAUGAGGAAUGGACGGGCAGAGAGACCGUCGCCUAUGGCCUGUUGAACUGUUGGUUUCGCCUCGUCCGGGUCUUAAGGUAGCAUGAGCUACAUGUGGUUCUUAACAAGCAGAGGAGUAUGUUUACUGCGAGUGUUACUGUACGGUAUGUUACACCUUACUCUGGUAAGUCUGGAGCUGUUGAUCCAGCUUUUAUUGCAGCUUACGGCCCACUCGUUGAGUGGAAGGCUGGUGUGGGCUGUUCUAUACAAGUCCAUCUAAAGAAAAACAUGUCUAAGCCAAGUAAGGAGUGGAUUGGCAUGUUGUAAAACAACAUCGCUACAGACACACAGGGUGUAGCAUCUGCAUAGUCACCUCAGGCUUUGAAGGGACAGUGUUAGAGAUUAGGGUUUACAGCUGAACUUCAUCUUUUGGAGACAAAUUCUAAAUCUGAGUUGAGGAGGACAAAAGCACUGACUGGCUGUGACAGGCUAGACACCUGUCAGUCAUGCAUGUGUUCUCUUGAAGCAUCAAUAGCACUUAAAUGUAAUAAUGAUUCGAUAUCCUUCUUUAGUCCGACGCUGUGGCUUAUUGUGGUCGCGUUCCUGGAGAACCACGACUGCUGUGAA
This is a messenger RNA of Anarrhichthys ocellatus (wolf-eel), 2833 nucleotides long. It is a transcript of the gene tbccd1, whose product is annotated as TBCC domain containing 1. The transcript has 8 exons. Gene Ontology annotation, biological process: maintenance of centrosome location; maintenance of Golgi location. NCBI's taxonomy places the organism in Eukaryota, Metazoa, Chordata, Actinopteri, Perciformes, Anarhichadidae. Bases 435 to 2273 code for a protein of 612 amino acids. The record is from RefSeq and is a predicted model, not a curated record. Gene Ontology annotation, cellular component: spindle pole centrosome.